Molecule: messenger RNA, 2187 nt
Organism: Parascedosporium putredinis
Lineage: Eukaryota; Fungi; Ascomycota; Sordariomycetes; Microascales; Microascaceae
Source: the annotation of a GenBank genome assembly
AUGAUGGCGGAACCUAUCAUCCUCGACGUGCGCUUUGAGCAUUAUCGGCCAUCGUUCACGCUCGGUGUCACAGAGGCCCGCCCCCGCAUCUCCUGGCGCUACGAAAACGUGGACGCCGAGUUUGAACAAGAAGAGUACGAGAUUGAGCUAAGCCAGCUACAAGGUUCCAAAACCACGAUACUGAGCUCAACUUCGAUCUUCUCUGCAGAGUCACAUCUUGUACCAUGGCCAAGCGAAACGUCGAUGGUGUCAAGAGAUAGAUAUUCGGUUCGGGUGCGGGCACGCCAGGCGGGCAAAUCGGCAUUCCUCGGAUGGAGCGAGCCAUCUGUCAUCGAAGCUGGACUACUUCAGAGAGCGGACUGGACGUGUCAAAUGAUCUCGGCUCCUUGGUCUGAGGAUGAACCAGACAAGUCCCAUCCAGAAGACCUGUUCAGGAAGGAAUUCUCCAUUCACGACUCUCGGGAAAUCAUAUCGGCUCGGCUUUAUGUAACGGCACAUGGCCUAUAUGAGGCGGAGAUCAACGGAACAAGAGUGGGUGAUUAUUUCCUCGCUCCCGGCUGGACUCAAUACCACAACCAACUCCAGUACCAGACGUACGAUGCUACACACCUCUUGCCAACGGGACAGGAUAAACAUUGUUUAGGUCUGAGGCUCGUGGAGGGUUGGUACAAGGGCAGAAUCGGGUUUGACGGAGGCAAGUGCAAUAUUUGGGGCACGCGAACGGCGGUUUUUGCCCAGCUCGAAAUUCAAUACGGCGAUGGAUCGACCGAAGUCAUCGGCACGGAUGCCAGUUGGUCGGUAUCACGAGGCCCUAUUCGACAGGCUGAGAUUUACGACGGUGAACUCUACGACUCGACAGCCGAGAUUCAGGGUUGGUCUCUUACCGCGGGGCUCAAGGAGCCGGCUCGACGCAUCAAUACCCUGCGCCCACGAAACAAAAUCAUCACACCAUCAAAGAAGAUUCUUCUCGAUUUCGGCCAGAACCUAGUUGGCUACGUUCGAAUAAAGGGCGUGAAUGGACCUCGUGGACACCGGGUCAUCUUAAAACACGCCGAGGUGCUUGAAGGCGGUGAACUCGGUACACGGCCGCUCCGCCUUUGCAAGGCCCAGGAUGUGUUUGUCCUGGGAGGCGAUGAGGAGCGAUCUGAAUGUUACGAACCGCGAUUCACGUUUCACGGAUUCAGAUACGUGCAGAUUGAUGGGUGGUUAGAGGAAGACACCCUAAUCGACAACGUUGAGGCGGUUAACUUCCAGUUGGGCGACUGGCUUGACCCGACUGCGCCACCAGAGCAGCCAUUUAUUUCUGUGACCGACCGCGUGCUGGCUGCAAAUGCCUUUCUUGUUCAGUCACUCGAUCUUAUGGCCAACAUUGCAGAGGCGGUCGGGCGAGGUGAGGACUCGAGAAAGUAUCGAAGCGGUGCCGCAAGUGCUCGAGAUGAAUUCCGAAAUCAGUACGUCACCCCAGACGGUUGGGUAGUAUCGGACUCACAAACUGCGUACUCGUUGGCCAUUUGUUUUGAUAUUCUUACCUCUCCUCACGAAAUUUCUCAAGCCGGCAAUCGCCUGGAGGAAAUUGUUCGAUCCAACUCAUACAAAAUCGGCACCGGAUUCGCGGGGACGCCAUACGUUUGCGAAGCUCUUGCCCGAACCGGACAUAUCGACGCGGCUUACAAAAUGCUUUUGAACGAACAGUGCCCGUCCUGGCUCUAUCCAAUCUCUAUGGGCGCCACUACGAUCUGGGAGCGUUGGGAUAGCAUGAGGCCAGACGGAUCUAUUAACCCCGGGGACAUGACGUCCUUUAAUCAUUACGCAUUUGGCGCCAUCUCAAAAUUCUUAGUGGAGAGACUUGCCGGCUUACAAUCUUUGAGUCCCGGCUGGAAAGCGUCUAGAUUCGAACCGAAUCUAGGCGGUGGAUUCUUGUCGGGACGGGCGACCCACAAAACGCCGUAUGGCAUCGUUUCGGGGUCCUGGGCUGUGAAUGCUAGCGAAGGACCAGAUGCCCAGCCCCGACUCGUCCUCAAUGUAGAAGUUCCACCCACCACGACGAUGGAGGUAGUAUUACCACAGGAGCACGGAAGCAGGGUUGAAAAGGUUGGCUGUGGGAAAUGGACAUUCACAGUAGAGAUUAGCCAAGAUGAUAUCGAUCCCCGGAAGGAGCCCCCACUUGAAUUCCCUGGAAUAUUAUAG